CUUCUGCGUGUUGCUGUGAGUGGAUGCUCAGCUCCUGUUUUUGGCAAUGUGUUCCCGCCGAAGGCGUGUUCUGCAAAGGUGCUGUGCUUGCGAAUGUUUAGAACCCACCAGGUGCUUGGGUCUCAGGCAGUUCCAAAGCCAGAUCUGCAUUAGUACAGAAAAGACUUAAAAUAGAAAGAACACUCUUAAAUCAUGUCAGCAGCAUACUUGAGUCAGCACAGUUUUAGACUGGUUUUAUAGGGCUUACACAGAAGGUCUUUGUGUUUAUUAUGAAUACCUUGGAUCCACAUAGUUUUUGUUUUUAGAGGGUUUGAGCUCCUGGUAAUACUUUCCUUGCUUGAAGGAAAUAUUUAAAUAAAUGCUUUUCUCUGUUCAAAUCCUGAGUUCCCGAUUAGUUUUGGUAGUGCAGCUCUUUGCAUGCAUGUGAGAGAAAAUACAAGACCUCACAAAGACAGCAUCUGCUAGCAUAAGUAUAUAUAGACAUUAUUAUCCCAUCUUGAAAAAAAUCUCUUAACUUUGUUUAAGAAACACUUACAUUGUAUCACUUCGAAAAACUAUUGGUGUGUAUCUUCACCAGUAGGGUUUGUUAGUGUAUUUGCACAAAUUGCAUUUCAGCAGAUAAUGGAAAAGUUCUGGUAUUUUCAGGGAAGAAAAAACCAAACCCCAAACUGGGAAAGGGGGUACCCUUAUUUCCAGUUUCUAAUAUGAGCCUGGUACACGCAGAUCAGAACUGACAUUUUUUUUCCUCUAUUCUAUACUGUAUAUAACCUGACACUUGGAAGGAAGACUGAAGAAUGCCUAAUACAGGUUUAAUGCAAUUUUUGGCCAUUGUUACUGCAUGGGUCACGUGUCCCUUGGAAUUUAGAGACCCUGCUUCUGUGCAGAUGUAGGAUCUUAGUCUGCAAAAGAUUAAUGUGAAGAGUUGGACUGAUUGUACAGGUGACAUUUGGUUCUUCCAAAUGUAGACAGUACCUAACUGGAUUAGGUACUAGAGAGUAUAAAGAAAGUAGUGCUGUUGGAAACAGAGACACAAAAGUAGCAUGUUGUAGUUCAGAGAAGCCUGUGUUGUGUAGAAUUUUUGGCAGUAUUAACAAUAAAUAGUGCAUUUUGUGGUCCUUUCAACUUUGUGACUGAAGAUUUUGGGACUUCCGAAGAAAUGUCAUGAGGGGAAGUUUCUUUGCUCUCAGGGCUCCUGAUAAAUCUGUAUUGCAGUUGCAUGCCGAAACCAGAAUUUCUUUGAUAGAUCUGAGAUGCUCUCAAUAUUUUUUCCAUGUUAAAUGUCUGAAUGAAAGAGAUAUCUGUCAGUCUUCAUAUGGCAGAUUGUCCCUUGGUUGGGAACAGAAACUGGAACAUAGGAAACUAGGUUCAAAGUUCUUUCUCAAAUACCCCAGAACAGGAGAAAGGGAAGGAAUUCCGUAUAAACAACUGACUGUGGGUGUCCCCAAGGAGAUAUUUGAGAAUGAGAAGAGAGUGGCUCUGUCACCAGCUGGAGUUCAAGCCUUGGUUAAGCAAGGCUUCAAUGUUGUGGUGGAAUCUGGUGCUGGAGAAGCUUCUAAAUUUUCUGAUGACCAUUACAGAGAAGUUGGAGCAAAGAUCCAGGGGACCAAGGAAGUUCUGGCUUCUGAUUUGAUUGUGAAAGUGAGAGCUCCUAUAUAUAACUCAUCUCUAGGUGUACAUGAGGCAGAUCUUUUCAAGACAGCAGCAACCCUGAUUAGUUUUAUCUACCCAGCACAAAAUCCAGACCUCCUGAAAAAACUUGCAGAAAAAAAAGCUACUGUCUUGGCUAUGGAUCAGGUUCCACGGGUCACCAUUGCUCAGGGAUAUGAUGCACUCAGCUCCAUGGCCAACAUUGCUGGUUACAAGGCUGUGGUCCUGGCAGCAAAUCACUUCGGUCGAUUUUUCACGGGUCAAAUCACAGCUGCUGGUAAAGUUCCUCCAGCAAAGGUGCUGAUCAUUGGAGGAGGGGUUGCUGGCCUGGCUUCUGCAGGAGCAGCAAAAUCAAUGGGUGCAGUGGUUCGUGGGUUUGAUACUAGAGCUGCAGCCCUGGAGCAAUUCAAGUCUCUUGGUGCUGAGCCUUUGGAAGUAGACAUAAAGGAAUCUGGAGAGGGACAAGGUGGUUAUGCUAAAGAAAUGUCCAAAGAAUUUAUUGAAGCUGAAAUGAAACUCUUUGCCAAACAGUGCCAAGAUGUUGAUAUUAUCAUCACUACAGCACUUAUUCCAGGCAAAAAAGCUCCAAUCUUGUUUAAGAAAGAUAUGAUCGAAUCAAUGAAGGAAGGUUCAGUUGUUGUGGAUUUAGCUGCAGAAGCAGGAGGAAAUAUUGAGACUACAAAGCCUGGAGAAAUGUAUGUUCAUAAGGGUGUUACACACAUUGGGUACACAGAUCUGCCUAGCAGAAUGGCUACUCAGGCCAGUACCCUGUAUUCUAAUAAUAUUAUCAAACUUCUAAAAGCUAUUAGUCCUGAUAAAGAGAACUUCUACUUUGAUCCAAAAGAUGACUUUGACUAUGGGACUCUGGAUCAUGUUAUUAGAGGAACUGUAGUAAUGAAGGAUGGCAAAGUGAUUUUCCCAGCACCUCCACCAAAUAACAUUCCUCAGGGAGCGCCAGUGAAGCAGAAGACUGUAGCAGAGUUGGAAGCAGAAAAAGCAGCUACUAUUACCCCUUUUAGAAAAACCAUGACUACUGCAUCUAUAUACACAGCAGGUUUAGCUGGUAUGUUAGGACUGGGCAUUGUAGCACCUAAUGCUGCUUUCACACAAAUGGUGACGACGUUUGGCCUCUCUGGGAUAGUGGGGUAUCACACAGUCUGGGGUGUGACUCCUGCUCUGCACUCCCCACUCAUGUCUGUGACUAAUGCUAUCUCAGGUCUGACUGCAGUUGGUGGGCUGGUACUGAUGGGAGGACACUAUCUCCCUCAAAACAUUUCCCAAAGCCUAGCAGUGCUUUCAGCCUUUAUAUCUUCAGUCAAUAUUGCAGGUGGCUUUUUAGUUACACAGAGAAUGCUGGAUAUGUUCAAACGUCCCACAGACCCUCCUGAGUACAACUACUUGUACCUGCUCCCUGGUGGUGUAUUUGUAGGAGGCUAUGCAGCUGCUCUCAGUGGUGGCUAUAACAUUGAACAAGUAAUGUAUCUAGGCUCAGGACUGUGCUGUGUUGGUGCCCUGGCUGGUUUGUCUACCCAAGGAACAGCUCGUCUUGGAAAUGCUUUGGGUAUGAUUGGUGUUGCAGGAGGUUUAGCUGCAACUCUUGGAAGCCUUAAUCCCUCGCCUGAAUUGUUGGCACAGAUGUCAGGUGCAAUGGCACUUGGUGGGACCAUAGGUUUGACAAUUGCUAAACGCAUCCAGAUUACAGAUCUGCCUCAGCUAGUGGCUGCUUUCCACAGUUUGGUCGGUUUGGCUGCUGUACUCACCUGUGUAGCAGAGUACAUGAUUGAAUAUCCUCACUUCGCCACUGAUCCUGCUGCAAACCUCACCAAGAUUGUGGCAUAUCUUGGCACAUACAUUGGUGGAGUGACAUUCAGUGGCUCUCUUGUUGCAUAUGGAAAACUGCAAGGUAUCCUGAAUUCUGCACCUCUGCUCUUGCCUGGUCGACAUGCAUUGAAUGCAGGAUUGCUGGCUGCCAGCAUUGGUGGGAUGAUACCCUACAUGAUUGAUCCUUCUUACACCACGGGAAUUACUUGCCUGGGUUCUGUGUCAGCACUCUCAGCCAUAAUGGGUGUCACUUUAACAGCAGCUAUUGGAGGUGCUGACAUGCCUGUGGUUAUUACUGUCCUGAACAGUUACUCUGGAUGGGCUUUGUGUGCUGAGGGCUUUCUCCUGAACAACAACUUGCUGACCAUUGUUGGUGCACUCAUAGGCUCCUCUGGGGCCAUCCUCUCUUACAUCAUGUGUGUGGCUAUGAACCGUUCCCUUGCAAAUGUGAUUCUUGGGGGCUAUGGCACUGCAUCAACAGCUGGUGGGAAACCCAUGGAAAUUACUGGAACUCACACAGAAAUCAAUGUGGACAAUGCAGUUGAAAUGAUAAAAGAAGCCAAUAGUAUUAUUAUUACUCCAGGUUAUGGUUUGUGUGCAGCAAAAGCUCAGUACCCAAUAGCUGAUCUGGUGAAGAUGUUGAGAGAACAAGGGAAAAAUGUCAGGUUUGGUAUUCAUCCUGUGGCUGGCCGUAUGCCUGGUCAGCUGAACGUACUGCUAGCAGAGGCUGGUGUUCCCUAUGAUAUUGUGCUGGAAAUGGAUGAAAUCAAUGAAGACUUCCCAGAAACUGACUUGGUCCUUGUAAUUGGUGCAAAUGAUACAGUUAAUUCAGCAGCUCAGGAAGAUCCAAACUCUGUCAUAGCUGGAAUGCCAGUUCUUGAGGUCUGGAAGUCGAAACAGGUCAUUGUAAUGAAGAGAUCUCUGGGAGUUGGUUAUGCAGCGGUGGACAAUCCCAUCUUCUACAAGCCCAAUACUGCCAUGUUGUUGGGAGAUGCUAAAAAGACCUGUGAUGCCCUGCAGGCCAAAGUCAGGGAAUCGUACCAAAGCUAAAUACUGAUUUAUAUUCUGCUCAUAUUUCCGACUACAGUUUUGUCACAGAGGUCACAGAAAAUGAGAGGUGGAAGAAUCUCUCAAUGUCCUAAGGCAGCUGGCUUUUGGAGAAGGCUGCAUUGACUCCUAGGAGAUGUAGUUCAGUCAGGGGAUAUAGACUUUUCUAAAAAGAUGGGCAGAUUAGCCCUUCAGACUAAAUCUCCAAUGAGACAAUGCAUAAAAGAAUGAAAAUGUUCUUUUUAAGGUCAACAUUGUGCUGUUACAAGAAGGAACUAAUAACUCACGCCCAUCUUUAAGUAGUUACUGACUUCCUCCUCCUUACUGUCUGUAUUUCUGUCAUGGAAAUUCACUAAAAAAUACUGUGCCAAAACUGUAUUCAGUCUUAUCAUCAAAGCUGUUUUUUGGCUGGUAUGGACAAUGCAACUGUUGAUUUCAUCAAAACUUAAAAAUAAAUUUCAAACAGAUGCAAGCAGAAGCAAAUUCUUGCAUGUCCCUUCAAACUCAGGACAUUCUCUGAAAUAGAUGUGUACAUGAUGUGAGAUCUAAGCAUAAUGUUCUUUUUCUUUUGGGGAUUGUAUGGAUGCUGUGAAUCAGGAACAUUUUAGGAAAGUCACUUUUCUUUAAAAUACGGUUCCACUUUUUAUGGUGCACACAUAUGUUAAAUGAAACACAGGAUAUCAGGCACUUGCCAAGUAAUCUUCAAGUCUGACAAGGAAAUGUACAUUUACUUGCACUGCUUACCUAUUUUAAGCAGCUUCUAAAUUCUCCAUCAUUUCCAGUCAUUGCUUUUUAAGUGUUUGAGAAAAAGUAUGGUCCAGUUCUGCACAGGCAGAAUGUCUUGCAUAACUGAUCUGUCCACAGAAUUUGGACCCCAGUGUUUCAGUUUAUUCACUUAGUUUUUAAUUGUACUUACUGCUUUAGUAGUAGUGAUGCUUAGUGAUGCUUUCUUGUGAUGCUGAAAAAAACACAUUUGAACUCACUGUCUAUUCUGUUCUUGUGAGAUCCCACCUGGAUUGCUGUCUUCAGCUCUGGGGCCACCAACACAAGAAAGAUGUUGACCUGUUGGAACAAAUCCAGAGGAGGCCGCUAAGCUGAUCACAGGCCCCGAGCACCUCUGCUGUGAACACAGGCAGAGAGAGCUGGGAGUGCUCAGCGGGGAGCAGAGAAGGCAUCGGUGACACCUUGUAGCACCUUCCAGUACCUAAAAGGGGCCCCAAAGAGGGCGGGAGAAGGACUUUUCACAUGGGCAUGUAGUGACAGGACAGAGGGGAAUGGCUUCAGACUGACAGAGGGCAGGUUUAGACUAGAUGUUAAGAAAUUCUUUGCUGUGAGUGUGGUGAGGUGCUGGAACAGGUUCCCAGAGAAGCUGUGGAUGCCCCCUCCCUGGAAUUGCUCAUGACCAAGGCUGUAUGGGGCUCUGAGCAACCUUGUCUAGUGGAAGGUUCCCGGCCCAUGGGAUUCCAAUUGCACCUGGAUGGUCUUUAAGGUCCCUUACAACCCAAGCCAUUCUAUGCUUCUAUAUUUGAGAUGCUGACGUUCAUUAGAAUUUUUCUAAAUAAAUAAGCUAUUGUUGGGACAGCAAAGACACAUACUAAACUUAAAAGCCAGUGUUUUGAUUGUUUGACUUUUCACUAAUCUCAUUAAAAGCACUGUUUAAUUUCCAUAAUAAGUCCAACAAAUUUAAAUUAUGACAUAGAGUGCUGUUUUGGUUUUUUUUAUUUUAGUAAGUAUCCUCAACUGAAAUUCAAAUAUUUGCCUAAUAACAUGGAUUUGUCAUAUUUCCAUAAUGAUAUAGCAGCUGUCCAUUGUGAAAAGGCAAAAUAGAAAUCACUGUCCUCAUGUUAGAUAAGACAAACUAUUUUGAAGAAAAUCUUGAAAUUAAUGCAUCUUGGUUAAGAAAACAAACAUUAUUAUACCAUGCAUAGAGACCUCAUAUAAAAUACAGCAUUUCUUCUUGGCUACCUCUGUUUUUAUGUGAAGAUCACUUAAAACACAGAUUUUGAACAGGUAACACAUUAAAAAUGUAACAAUAUACAGCAGAUCUAUCAUUUUUGCAGAUCUCUUUUCUAUGAUUUGACAUAAAAUUUUUCAUGCAAGCACUAAUAUGUUGUAUACUGCAGGAGAAGGCUUGUAAUUGAAUCUUAAUUUAAAACAUUGUGACAGCUAUAUUUGAAUGUAGCAUGUAUGGCCUCUCAAUUUCAUUGCAUUCAACUUUUCCUUCAGGUCUAUAAAAAAUAGGAGGGAAAUUGGAGAAGAGGGAAGACAAAAAAUUAAUUCUCCAUCUCCCUCCCAGUUAAGCAAAAGAAAAAAGGGGGAUAUGAAGGGAUCUAAUAUGCUAAAGCAUUAAUUUUUGUCUUGUCAGACUUGAAGUAUCCAGCUGCAGUAUGCAUCAUGUGCAUUCAUAGAUAGCUAAUAAAAGAUCUAACUUUUCUUUAAAAAAUAGCAAAUGGGGGAGGGGGAACAUAUUUUCAUUUGUACUUGGGAGAAAAACCCCAUUCUGUUACUUUGGAUCAGUAGUAUCACGGUUCUCUUUAACAUGUGCUUUACCGUGGAAUGCUAGAUAAUUGCUGAAGUGCUAAUAAAAAGUCAGUUAUUUUUCUCUGUUGA
Passer montanus (Eurasian tree sparrow) is the source of this 7125-nucleotide messenger RNA. RefSeq names its product nicotinamide nucleotide transhydrogenase (gene NNT). Gene Ontology annotation, biological process: proton transmembrane transport; NADPH regeneration. Gene Ontology annotation, molecular function: NAD binding; NADP binding. The transcript is spliced from 24 exons. The record is from RefSeq and is a predicted model, not a curated record. Bases 1162 to 4518 code for a protein of 1118 amino acids. Lineage: Eukaryota; Metazoa; Chordata; Aves; Passeriformes; Passeridae. Gene Ontology annotation, cellular component: mitochondrial inner membrane.